AUGUUUCAGAAUAACUUGAAGAUGAAUCUAGCACAAGCUCUCCGCAAGCAAGCUCCAAUCGACAUUCAUCCAGAAGUCGAAGACGCGCUAGGUCGUAAUAUACCUGUUGUCGCUCUCGAGUCAACCAUAAUAUCCCAUGGCAUGCCCUAUCCUACUUCGUUGGAGACAGCUCAGUCUCUUGAGAGUAUAGUCAGAUCUACUGGCAGUGUGCCAGCCACUAUUGCGCUCAUUGGCGGUCGCAUCAAGAUCGGUCUCCAACCUCUCGAGUUGGAAUACAUUGCAGACACGACUGCAAAUCCCAAUAUUACCAAGCUUUCGAGACGUGAUAUUGCUCCAGCAAUUUCUAUGAAAAGGGACGGUGCGACAACGUGCAGCGCCACGUUGAUAUUCGCAGCUUUAGCAGGCAUUAAGGUCUUUGCUACAGGAGGGUUAGGCGGAGUUCAUCGUGGUGGAGAGCGCACUAUGGAUGUAUCUGCUGACCUGCAGGAAUUGACUCGUUGCCCUGUUGGACUAGUCUCUGCGGGGGUGAAGUCCAUUCUUGAUAUAGGGCGAACUCUGGAAUAUUUGGAAACUCUUGGAGUACCGGUUCUGACUUAUGGCCAAACUAACGAUUUCCCAGGUUUCUACACCGCUAGAAGUGGCUUUAAAACACCUUGGCGAGUAAACGAUGCAGGAACUGCUGCAACGGUCUUACACACACAAUGGAAGCUUGGGAUGACAAACGGAGUUCUAUUCGCUGCUCCUAUACCAGAAGAAUACGAGGCGGCUGGCUUGGCCAUCCAGCAAGCGGUUGAGCGGGCCAUCUCUGAGGCUGAAGACAAUGGCAUCCAUAAGAGUGGAAAAGAAGUGACGCCUUGGCUUCUGAAACGUGUCGGCGAGAUAACGGGAGGGAAGUCUCUUGCUAGCAAUGUCGCACUUGUACGAAACACGGCACUAAUCGGCGGUCAGAUUGCCGUAGAAUAUGCAAAGUUGGAACGAUAUACUACAGCACAAGAUGUUCAAUUACAUCCUGUUGCAAAGCUUUCCACUCUAACCAAUCUCACUAUACAAGAAAAACCAGUCUACUCCAAGACAGAGCCAUCUCCCUCACUAAUUGUCGUCGGCUGUGCGGCAGUUGAUAUAACUUCCCAACCUUAUGUGCAUCCAGACUCGAAUUCUAACCUUGGUUUACACUCCACUUCGCCUGGAAAGGUAUCCAUAUCCUUAGGGGGAGUCGGACGCAAUAUAAGCGAAGCGGCUCAUAGAAUUAUGUCUUCCCAAUCGCCUGACUUGUCUUCUGCCACCAUGUUAAUGUCUCCAGUCGGUAGUGAUCCUUUUGGCCGACUACUUAUGGAUGAAACUCGGAUGCUCGGUAUGAGAACAGAUGGAUUAAUCGCGAACGAUGAAGAGAGUUCCGCUGUCUGCAAUAUGCUUGUCGAUGCCUCAGGGAAUCUCAAGGAAGGCGUUGCUGACAUGGAUAUAACAUGUUCAUUAGAUGGAGAUAUGGUCGUGCGGUAUCUAGAAACGUACACGCCCAAAGUCUUAGCUGUCGAUGGUAAUUUGUCCGAAACCACGCUUACAACACUUGUAGAUUACUGUUCACAGAAAAAACUUGACAUUUUCUUCGAACCUACAUCGGUCAUGAAGUCGACGAAUAUCCUUUCAGCAAUUGCAGAGGUCAAAGACUUAACGCGUUCUCCUGUAACCUUUGCAUCUCCUAAUAUCCUUGAGCUUUGUCGCAUAUACCAUGAAGUGCGCUCACCCUCGUGGGACCUAAUGUCUAGUGAAGCAUGGUGGCGUGUUAUCGACGGGUUUGGACUGGGCUCGGCAUUCCGCAUGGAUUUGGAGAAAUUAGCUCGAAUGGAUGUCUCAAAGGACGACCCCAGACAAGGAACACUAUCUUUCCUAAUCAGCGAAGGCAUUGCACAAAUGGCCAUAAAUCUCCUCCCGUUUUUCGAAAAGCUCGUGAUAAAGUGUGGGGAACGUGGCGUCAUAGUCGCCAUGCGCUUAAGCGGACAUGUUGUGGAAACUUUGCCAUGGAUAUCAGCGACCAAUAGCUUCGAUGCUCGCCGUGUCAUCGCCCGGUCUAUGUCUUCACGGGAGAUGGUCGUUCUGCAGCACUUUCCAGCUCUACACAUUGACAAAUCAUCCAUAAUCAACGUCACAGGAGCUGGGGAUUCACUGGUCGGCUCGCUCCUUGCCACCCUUGUGAGCAACCCCAAGGCGUUUGAGAGCCCAAAAUCAUUGAAGGACAUGGUCGAUAAAGCGCAACAGGCCGCAGUGUUGACUUUACAGAGCUCGGCUAGUGUCUCUCCAUUACUUUCAGCUAUGUCUGCAUCUAAAAAAACUCUGGAGUUGUAAUACAGGUAUUUUGAUCUAUAAACAAACAUGUUAUCAUACUCAAUUGGCCUUCAUAUAUUCGAGACCACUUUCAAAUAACACUACUGACGUGCACGUGAAAUGCACGUGUUAACCCCUGUCUCCCAUUGGUUUUUGGUGUCUCAGAACUUUUGCACAUAUGCCAGUCAUUGCCUGAUUUUUGUCUUCAUUCUCUAUGUGAAAGCUCUAUAAUUUCUUUUUGCAAUUGCUCUGAGCAACUAUUAGACCCCUCCAUCUGGUAACCCACCCCUCGCUAAUACUUACUUACCAGCUUUCUUAUCAAUCCUCCUUUACUACCCAUUGACCUGAACCGUCCACUUUAACACUAAGUUUCCAUUUUUGUUGGUCCAUCCACUGAUCUUUGAGAAACCCGUCCCACCAUCGUAUGUGAACCUCCCCAUAGUUGUCAAAGAAGUAACCCGCAAUUCUCGGAUCUGGUCCCAGAUACUCAUGCCUUCUUGAUACGACGUCAUCCGCGUGAACAUAAUUCACUGCCUUUACACCGUCAGCUUUCCCCUCUUUCAACUCCAUAUAAUGUUCAAAUACGAAUUGAUUGAGAUCCAUCCCCUCUGAAAUCCCUCGUACAUCCACUCCGCCCCGUGCUAAAUAGGUCCGCGGGAGAUGCAUCCUCGUGCGAUAUUCGACACAUUUUUUUUGUAGAGGCCAUCGAUGAACGUGCCAGGCAGAUGCUCUACUGAUAUCUGUUAAUUUUUUAAUCGCAACUUGUCGUUCCUUUUCGCUCGGUUUUGGAACAUCCAAGGUCAAAUUUGGUUCCUUGUUUUCCUGCUUGGCCUUCAUAAUUCGUGCAGCUUGACGACUGACAAAAGAAUGUGAAGCGACCAACGUUGAUCGUAAUUUUAGCUGGUGUCUUUUAUUUGAUCGAUAGCGACUUCGAAUUUGAUCAGUUUGCUGAGUGUCGCUCCAGAUUCAGAGCUUAGCAAAAAAAGGUCAGAAUUCGAAGCAUGCAUGUACAUCUGCGAGUCACAUAUGCUGCACAUUUUGCUCAUAGUAGAGUCAUACACACUGUGGGAAGUAAGGU
Molecule: messenger RNA, 3397 nt
Organism: Serpula lacrymans var. lacrymans S7.9
Lineage: Eukaryota; Fungi; Basidiomycota; Agaricomycetes; Boletales; Serpulaceae
Exons: 17
Coding region: 1-2340 (779 amino acids)
Molecular function (GO): pseudouridylate synthase activity
Source: RefSeq, a predicted model, not a curated record